AUGCAAAAGUUCAAUAUGCGAGGCGAUGCAACCUCUGAUAAGGGGGAUAAUUUGCUAGGCGGAGUAAAGGACCUAGAGGGGAAAGAUAAGACGAGCAUUGCUGAGUUAGACCACGUAGAGUUUAGCAACGAGAAUGCGCAGUUGGAUGAAGAAAAUAAUGAAAACUCAGAGGUAGUGUGCUUGAACGCCGAAGAGGAAGCAGAGGAGGCUAACUUGGAGGAGAAAAGCAUGACUUUGGCUGAAGCACUGGCGGAAUACCCCAAGGCUGCUGGAUGGUCCAUGCUGGUGGCGACCACCUUGAUUAUGGAAGGAUACGAUACCGCUUUGCUGAACGCUCUCUUUGCUCUUCCGGUGUUUCAAAGGAAAUUCGGCUCUCAAACCAGCGCUGGCACUUUUGAGAUACCUUCUCAAUGGCAGGUCGGGCUGAACAUGUGUGUUUAUACUGGUGAGAUAAUAGGGCUGCAAAUGACAGGAUUCUUAGUCGAUCGUAUGGGAACCCGUUAUACUAUGAUUCUAGCACUUUCUUUGCUAACGGUGUACAUUUUCAUACUGUACUAUUGCAAAAACUUGGCCAUGAUCGCUGUCGGUCAGAUUCUUUCAGCUAUGCCGUGGGGUGCAUUUCAAAGCUUAGCGGUAGGAUAUGCAUCCGAAAUUUGUCCGUUGGCACUCAGAUAUUACAUGACCACCUAUUCGAACAUUUGUUGGCUCUGUGGCCAGAUUCUCGCUGCCGGUAUAAUGAAAAAUUCUGAGAAGAAUUUAGCAAACUCUGAUUUGGGCUACCAGAUACCAUUUGCUUUACAGUGGGUCUGGCCGGCGCCGUUGGCAGUCGGUGUAUUCUUAGCGCCUGAAUCGCCAUGGUGGCUCGUAAGGAAAAACAAGCUGUCUGAUGCCAGAAGGUCCUUAAGCAGAAUUUUGAGCGGUGACAGUACCGAGAAAGAGAUCAAAGUCGAGAUCACAUUGGAGCAGAUCAGAUUGACUAUUGAAAAAGAGAGAGAGAUGAAGGAAAAAUCUAGCUCUUUCUUUGACUGUUUUAAGGGAAUCGACGGCCGCAGAACCCGAAUCUCCUGUUUGACGUGGAUGGCACAGGGCACCAGUGGUUCGAUAUUGCUUGGAUACUCUACUUAUUUUUUCCUGAAAGCGGGCAUGGCAACCAGCGAUGCCUUCACAUUCUCCGUCUUUUCGUACUGCCUUGGACUGGCUGGUACAUUAUGCUCGUGGGCUCUCUCAGGGAAAAUAGGAAGAUGGACUAUAUUGACCAGUGGCCUAAUAAUUCAAAUGGGGAUUCUUAUCAUAAUCGGAGGUUUGGGAUUUUCGAAAAAUCCUAACGCUAGCUGGGGAAGUGGUAGCCUUCUGCUGGCCCUGUCAUUUUUUUACAAUGCUGGUAUUGGACCUGUCGUAUAUUGCAUAGUAGCAGAAAUCCCAUCAGCAGAGUUGAGGACCCAAACCAUAGUGUUAGCGCGUAAUUGCUAUAACUUGACCGCUGUAGUUAAUUCCGUUUUGACUCCGUAUAUGCUGAACGAAAGUGACUGGAACUGGGGUGCCAAAAGUGGACUUUAUUGGGGUGCUAUGACAGCCCUGACCUUGGUUUGGGUUAUACUUGAUUUACCCGAAACUUCCGGUAGAACAUUCAGCGAUAUUGAUGAAUUAUUUGCUCAAAAGGUUCCAGCGAGAAAAUUCAAGAGUACUUCGGUUGAUCCAUUUCGCAAAGCUGAAAAUUCAGGUGCUUUAUCGGAUGAAAUGAGUGCUGAGGCUUCCUUGCGUGGUGUCAGACAUAAAAGGCUAUCUGGAACAAGCGGCAAAUUGAGCCUAACGGAUCUCAGAAGCCGGCUCUCUAGCUCGUCUUCACGAUUUCCAUCAUGA
Messenger RNA from Torulaspora globosa, 1860 nucleotides. It is a transcript of the gene MAL11, whose product is annotated as alpha-glucoside permease. Gene Ontology annotation, cellular component: membrane. Lineage: Eukaryota; Fungi; Ascomycota; Saccharomycetes; Saccharomycetales; Saccharomycetaceae. Bases 1 to 1860 code for a protein of 619 amino acids. Gene Ontology annotation, molecular function: carbohydrate:proton symporter activity. The transcript has a single exon. The record is from RefSeq and is a predicted model, not a curated record. Gene Ontology annotation, biological process: carbohydrate transport; transmembrane transport.